This is a messenger RNA of Rotaria socialis, 423 nucleotides long. The record is from the annotation of a GenBank genome assembly. Lineage: Eukaryota; Metazoa; Rotifera; Eurotatoria; Philodinida; Philodinidae.
AUGUGCAGUAGUGCAAUACUCGAUGGGAAUACUGUCAUUGAGCAAGCCAAGGAUGGCUUGAUCACUGUGUUUUCAACAAUUAGAAAUGUACUUCACAGUGAACAAAUUAAUGAGGAUGAAUUUCACUCAGCUAUGGUCAAAUUAGUGAACCAAUUGAUCACAUUAUAUCUUGAUCACUCGGUAAAACCGUUAAGUCUGCUUGAUUAUCAACCCAUAGUGCAUCGUUACUAUUAUAUGGGUUGGGUACAAACAAAGCAGGGGAAAUUGUCAGAAGCAUGGGCUAUUCAUGAACAUACCCUGAGAAUAUCACGCGAAUGUUUACCUCCUAAUCAUCCUCGCUUUGGGAUAGCAUACAGUUACAUCAGUUUGCUCUAUUUGACAAUGAACGAUCAUUCACGUGCACUAGUGUGUGGGUGUGCCUAA